CCACAGCGUAUUGAGAUGCUACUAAGCACAGAGUUAUUUUUUGCUUGCCUUCAAGAUGGCAAAAUAUCCCUCGGUCCUGGCCUACCUUGCUUACAAAACACGGCUUUUGGUUGGAUCGCAGGUGGGGUAAUUGAACAUUCAACAAACGAUUCUGCAUUCAUUUGCAAUAUCGCUGUAAACGCAGAGUCACCUAAGGCAGAUGAUAUUCUCAAGCGAUUUUGGGAAAUUGAAGAGUUCCCGCAAUCUAAUCCAGUUCUAUCAGAAGAAGAGUCUUAUUGUGAGAAACAUUUUCUUAAAAACGUGACCGUUCUCAACAACGGUCGAAUACAAGUCCGCUUACCAUUCAAAACCGCACCUUCUGUAUUAGGCAACUCAUAUGAAAACGCCAAGAAAAGGUUUCUACUGCUCGAGCGCCGUUUGAGCCGUAAUACUGAAUUGAAGCAAAUGUAUGAGAACUUUAUGAAGGAAUAUGAAGAUUUGGGACAUAUGUCGCGCGUAGUCGAUGUUGAGUUAAGCAACCCACAUUUUGUGAUACCACACCAUUGCGUCAUGCGACCAGAGAGUACAACAACAAAGUUGCGUGUAGUUUUCGAUGGCUCGGCAAGCACAUCAUCAUGUAAAUCGCUUAAUGAAAUACUAAUGGUAGGAGCAACUAUUCAACAGGAACUUAAUAACGGGUGA
Rhagoletis pomonella (apple maggot) is the source of this 681-nucleotide messenger RNA. RefSeq lists its product as uncharacterized. Lineage: Eukaryota; Metazoa; Arthropoda; Insecta; Diptera; Tephritidae. The annotation marks the transcript as partial. The transcript has a single exon. The record is from RefSeq and is a predicted model, not a curated record.